Molecule: messenger RNA, 1227 nt
Organism: Emiliania huxleyi CCMP1516
Lineage: Eukaryota; Haptophyta; Isochrysidales; Noelaerhabdaceae
Product: NIF3-like protein
Exons: 5
Coding region: 8-868 (286 amino acids)
Cellular component (GO): cytoplasm; mitochondrion
Source: RefSeq, a predicted model, not a curated record
CCAAGAGAUGCGCGCCGGCAACGUUCACCUGCAGCCCUUCCACCGGGUCCUCUCCGCGUCCCUCUCGCGGCGCUUCCCAGAGGCGAUCGCCGAGGCCGGCGACACCGUCGGGCUCACCAUCGACACGCUGCGCGACGUGGAGCGCGGCGCGUCGGCGCUCGUGCUGCUGUGUGUGGACUUGACGGAGCAGGUGCUCUCCGAGGCGGCUUCGGCGCGCGCCCACUUCGUGGUGACGUACUCGCCGAUGCCGCACUCCCCCUUCACGACGCUCUCGACGGACGACGUCCUUGGCCGGAUCGUGCUCGGCUGUGCAAAGCACCAGAUUGCGGUGCACUCGGUGCACUCGGCGUGCGACGCGGCGAGCGGCGGCGUGAACGCCUGGCUCGCCCGCUCGCUCGCGCGCGGCGUCGUGCGCCCCAUCGUCAAGCACCCGAAGGUUGCCGACGCCGGGCAAGGCCGCGUGCUCGAGUGCGACGAGGCGACUCCGAUCUCUACGGUGGUGGAGCGGCUAAAGGCUUUGCUGGGGGUACGCUUCCUGCGGCUCGCGCUGGCCGCGGUGGUCGCGCCCGAGGCGCUCGCAAAGGCGCAGGAGUUCCUCACGGUCAAGACGGUGGCGGUGCAGGUGGGAGAGGGCGCCACCCUGCUGCGAGGCUGGACGGGGGACUUGCUGAUCACCAGCGAGAUGUCGCACGCCGACGUGGUCGCCGCAAACGCGCAGAACGUCAACGUCAUCCUCACGGGCCAGUCGACCAUCGAGAGAGCCUACCUGCAGUACCUGCGCCAGGAGCUCGAGAGCGAGUUCGCAGACUCCGACUGGAACGUCCUCUUCAAGUGCUCCACAGACUGCAACCCGCUCUCGGUAGUAUGACGGCGCGCGCGGCGCACGGCCCGCUGCUCGAGCAGCGGCGGCGGCGGCGGCGGCGGCGACAGCAGGCUGCUCGCGCCUCUGCGCGGGACGCGGGGCGUGCGCAGUGGGCCAAACUGGGCGCCGAGGAACCGCGUGGGCAGGACAUUGCCUUCGCGCGCCGUCUAAUUUAUGUAGCGCUGGAGAAGCACCGCGCCCCCCUAGUAAAGUCUCGAGAGAGAGGUUGAUGCGCGUCGAGAUGUGAGAGAUAAGUCCAUAGUCCGCGGUCCGCGCGAACACGCAAGUCGCGCAACAGCGAAUGCUUUAGUCAUAUAGUACGUCAGUAGUACGUGAAUAUCUCUUUUUUAAAGUUUUAAAUCCUA